AACGAAAUUUUUGUACAUCAGCUUGUCUCCCAUUUCCGCGGUGUCAAUUGGUGUCCUAAACAUGUACCCACCUCCGAACGCCGGUGGCUGCCCUCUGGUCUCUCCGACGUCGUCCCAGUCCCUCACGAGGACGGUGAACGGCUCCCACAGGUUCACGAUCCAGGGCUACUCGCUCGCCAAGGGCAUGGGCGUGGGCAAGCACAUCGCCAGCGACAACUUCACCGUCGGGGGCUUCCAGUGGGCGAUCUACUUCUACCCCGACGGCAAGAACCCCGAGGACAACUCCGCAUACGUGUCCGUGUUCAUUGCGCUGGCUAGCGAGGGCACCGACGUUAGGGCUCUGUUCGAGUUGACCUUGGUUGACCAGAGCGGCAAGGGCAAGCACAAAGUCCACAGCCACUUCGACCGGUCGCUCGAGAGCGGUCCUUACACCCUCAAGUACAGAGGCAGCAUGUGGGGCUACAAGCGGUUCUUCAGGCGUACCAUGCUUGAAACAUCCGAUUUCCUGAAGGAUGACUGCUUAAAAAUCAAUUGCACGGUGGGCGUCGUGGUUUCAGGAAUAGACUGCCCGAGAUUGUAUACCAUACAGGUCCCUGAAUCUGAUAUUGGUGUGGAUUUUGCCAUGUUAUUGGAGAAUGAAGAAGGUUCCGAUGUUACCUUUCAUGUGUCUGGGGAAAAAUUCCGCGCUCACAAGCUCAUACUAGCCGCUAGGUCUCCUGUAUUCGAAGCUGAAUUUUUAGAUGUGAUGGAUAAAGAGGACCAUGAAGUAUUUAUAAGUGAAAUGGAACCGAGCGUUUUCAAGGCCUUACUUCAUUUCAUAUACAAAGAUAAGCUAAGUGAGGAGGAGGAGGAGGAGGAGGAGGAGCUAUUGAUCUCGGGUUCUUCUUCCCAACCGUCUGUACCAGAGACAAUGGUGCCGAAGUUGCUAGCUGCAGCAGACAGAUACAGCUUACCUAGACUGAGACUAAUUUGUGAAUCUGUACUCUGUAAGGGUAUAUCUGUGGAUUCUGUUGCCAGGAUUCUUUCCCUUGCUGAGCGCCAUCAUGCUGCCGAUCUAAAAUCUGUUUGUUUAAAAUUUGCUGCUGAGAACCUAGUAGCAAAUUCUGUUUUUAAUGCUGCUUCCUCUCCUGGUGGUCCCGAAGUGGUUGAAAAUCCGGGGAUCGAGGACGAAGCUUAAGCUGUUAUGCGGUCCGAUGGGUUCCAAUACCUCCAAGAGAACUUCCCAUACCUUCAGUCAGAGCUCCUAAAGACGGUGGCAGGAUGUGAGGAGCAGCUUAGUGGAGGGGAAAAAGGUCGUAGUGUAUGGGCCCAAUUCUCGGAUGGGGAAGAGACGAAUAACCGAAUCAUAAGGCAGCUGAAUUGGGAGAACAUGGGGAUGGUGACUCAGAGCUUGUGGGCCUCGCUUUCUAAUGGCGGAGGAGAUGCGAGUGGUAGCAGUCCUCCCGAGCAAGAAAGCUGAUUCAGGGGGGGUGUAUGUUGUAUGUGUUGUAUUGGUAGGAAAUGUGUACUGUAGAGCUGAAAAGGCAAAACUGGUCUCCUGCCCUCUUUAAUGAAUUUCAGCUGAGUGAGUGCUUUAUAUAUCUCUCAUUUACAUUACAGGGUUGGGCUGAGCUACCAUUGAGCUUUUCUCGGCGAUGGCUGACCUUAUUGAGUUAUGUACUUGUAGCCCUGUAGCUGUUCAAAUGAAAACUUGAUCCAGUGAAGUGAUCUUUGCUGAACUGGCUUGUUGUGUCUGUCUGUAAAUUGUGCUAUAAAUUUUAGAGGAUGUCUUUUCAACUGCAUAUGCUGCAGUUUC
Molecule: messenger RNA, 1795 nt
Organism: Punica granatum (pomegranate)
Lineage: Eukaryota; Viridiplantae; Streptophyta; Magnoliopsida; Myrtales; Lythraceae
Source: RefSeq, a predicted model, not a curated record